Messenger RNA from Phanerochaete carnosa HHB-10118-sp, 1505 nucleotides. RefSeq lists its product as uncharacterized. The coding region runs from base 376 to 768 and encodes 130 amino acids. The transcript has a single exon. Lineage: Eukaryota; Fungi; Basidiomycota; Agaricomycetes; Polyporales; Phanerochaetaceae. The record is from RefSeq and is a predicted model, not a curated record. Gene Ontology annotation, molecular function: copper ion binding.
GUGAGUAUCGUGCUAACAAGAAUGGGCUGCCAGUAGAGGACACCGCGCGCCGCGGCGCUCUGCUUUCGCUCUAACCCUCAGCAUGAAGCGCCUUCUGCCACAUUGCACCGUCAAUCCUGUGGAGGCCGGGCGGGAUUAUCGCAAAGCACGUCGAUAGACGCGUUUUCCGUGGCCUGAGGCUUUAAUAAUUCUUAUCCCGCUUUCGUCCCUGAUCACUCGAUCAGCAUCUUCGAUCAAAACAUACCGUAUUUAGUAACAUUACCGAUCAGGUCCAGCAGACUGCGCGUUCCUGGAGUCCUCCUCGAUCGGCAGGGUAGAUUCAGAUCCUACCACUGUCGACAGUCCGCCGACGUCAAUCCUCGAACAAAUCCCCAGAUGUCGCGAAUACUCAUCGAGGUCUGUGCAGACUCCGUCGAAUCUGCGACUGCGUUCGUUGAAGCAUCGGUUAUCAUGGUCCCGCUAAACUCAUGUUUACGAAUUAGAGCUGUCAAAGGGGGAGCCGACCGUCUCGAGCUUUGUGGUAACCUCGCCUUGGGCGGCGGGACAACCCCCAGCGUAGGUCUCUACAAAGCUGUCAGGGAAGCUGUGCCGAACGUCCCCCUCAUGGUCAUGAUCAGACCUCGCGUGGGGGACUUCGUGUACACCAAAUUUGAGCUCCAAGUCAUGCUCGAGGACAUAUCCGUUUUCAACGCCUUGAAAGCGGAUGGAGUAGUAUUCGGAGCUUUGACAAAGGACGCAGCAAUCGACAUAAAGGCAACGAUUCAGUAGGUUUAUCGUCCAUGAGAGUCGGUAAGACUCACGACGCGGUAGACUCGCAGCAGCAGCUCGGCCGAUGGAGGGUUGGUCUGUCAUAUGAACAAGAGCAACGUGGACACUGAAAACAUUCGUGCUUCAGUUUGCUUCCACAGGGCGAUUGACAUGACACUAAAUUUGGAAGAAGGUAGCAUUCCUUCCCAUUAUCGAGGAUUUUAUCGUUAAAGGCGUCGUACAAGCUUUUCGCACAGUUAAGACCAUACCUGGUAUUACGCGGGUCCUGACCAGCGGGCAUGGCAAGACAGCGCCGUCGGCGCAGUCGCUGGAAGUCCUCGAAGAACUCUUCAGGAUAAACUCAGUAAACGAGCACAAGUCCUGUUCGAUAAGUAUCCUGCCUGGAUCUGGAAUUAAUCCGAAGACGGUUGGCGUCAUCCUCGACGCCUUGCUGCCACUGGGCCUGCGGGAAAUACACUUCAGCGCCGGGGGAUGGGUACCAUCAGAGAUGGCCUACAAGCCCGAGGGUAUGGGAAUGGGUAUAGGUGGUGAGGGCGAAUGGGGCAUAUGGCGGACUAAAGAAGGGACUGUUCGCGAGGUGAGACGCGCGGUAGAUGAGGCCUUGCAGCGACACAGCGAAUAGCGCACAAAACGAAGAGAUCCUAGCACGAAUUUAUUACAGUUCAAUUACCCCCGGGAGAGAAAGUACAUAGGUUGUGCAGGAGAAUUGUGAAAGCCGAAAUCUGCUUGGGCCUGCG